GAUUACAUCACACAUGGGGCAGAUUAGUCUACUACCAUCAAGAACGCAAAUAUAACACCUAUAUUUUCCACUUCAGUGCAAAGUGAUACCCACAUGAAGCUGUGAAAGAGGAAGUGCAAGCACUACUAAGGGGCUAAACCAGACCACUUUAUGUUAAAUACCAUCAUCAACACUGAGGAGAACUUCAGUAGAAACCUUCUGAACAGCAUCAUGAUCGUCUCCGUGCUUUUGCUAGUCAGCCUGCUACCAUAUCCGACCCUUCCAUCAUCUGUGAAUGUGGGUAUAGUGAAUGGCACAGAAGCCAGACCUCAUUCAAGACCCUACAUGGUUUCUAUACAAAGAAAUAACAAACACAUAUGCGGUGGCUUCCUUGUGUCUGAACAGUUUGUCAUGACGGCUGCACACUGCUUUAAAUUAGGAGAGAAGCUGACAGUUGUGGUUGGAGCGCAUGAUCACAAUCAUGGUUCUAGCCGCAUGGAUGUCAAGUUCUACCACAUCCACCCGGGGUAUGAGUCUAAAAGUCUGCUAAAUGACAUCAUGCUACUUCAGCUAAAUGUAAAGGUGAAAACGGACAACAAAAUCAACUGGAUCUCCAUACCAAAGAAAGAUAAGGACAUCAAGGCCAAAGCCAAAUGCAGUGUUGCAGGAUGGGGUAAAAAAACCACCAAUGGUACAGCGAGUGCUAAACUUAUGGAGGUUGAUGUCACAAUCAUUGAUAAAAAAGCAUGUCAGAAGUACUGGGGGAAAACAUACUCCACCUCAAGGAUGGUGUGUGCAGGUGGACCUGGAGGAUUUUGUCAGGGUGAUUCUGGAGGACCUUUGGUGUGCAACAAAGUUGCAGUUGGUGUCGUUUCAUUCAAUCAGCCAAACAACUGUGACUCACCAACAUUACCCAAUGUCUACACCAAGAUUUCCAAAUUCCUGCCUUGGAUAAAUUGUAUUUUUGGAGGUGUGAAGCAAGAGCUUGAUUAAUAAACAUUUUAUUUCCUAACGACACAC
Ctenopharyngodon idella (grass carp) is the source of this 999-nucleotide messenger RNA. Its product is annotated as granzyme-like protein 1. The transcript has 5 exons. Bases 151 to 972 code for a protein of 273 amino acids. Gene Ontology annotation, biological process: proteolysis. The record is from RefSeq and is a predicted model, not a curated record. Gene Ontology annotation, molecular function: serine-type endopeptidase activity. NCBI's taxonomy places the organism in Eukaryota, Metazoa, Chordata, Actinopteri, Cypriniformes, Xenocyprididae.